CAGUACUCUCCAGUCUCCGCUUCUCUUCACCAGCAAAAUGUCGACCGCUCCUCUCUCCGGCUUCUUCCUCACUUCUCUCACUCCUUCUCAAUCUUCUCUCCAAAAACUCUCUCUUCGUACUUCUUCCACCGUCGCUUGCCUCCCCUCCUCUUCUUCCUCCCCCUCCUCCUCCUCUUCUUCCCGUUCCGUUCCAACCCUUAUCCGUAACGAGCCCGUUUUUGCCGCUCCUGCUCCUAUCAUCGCCCCUUAUUGGAGCGAAGAGAUGGGAAGCGAAUCAUACGACGAGGCUAUCGAAGCUCUCAAGAAGCUUCUCAUCGAGAAGGGAGAGCUAAAGACGGUUGCGGCGGCAAAGGUGGAGCAGAUCACGGCGGAGCUUCAGACAGGCACUUCGUCCGACAAGAAGGCUUUUGACCCCGUCGAAACCAUUAAGCAGGGCUUCAUCACUUUCAAGAAGGAGAAUUAUGUACAAAACAUGAUUACUCUUUUUAUAACGGCCAAACAACACAAGAACAGAGAAAGCUGGUAGUACCUUAAGCUUCCUCUGUAACUAAUUACAAUGGCUCACUUCCUUGA
Camelina sativa (false flax) is the source of this 573-nucleotide messenger RNA. RefSeq names its product beta carbonic anhydrase 1, chloroplastic-like. The record is from RefSeq and is a predicted model, not a curated record. Lineage: Eukaryota; Viridiplantae; Streptophyta; Magnoliopsida; Brassicales; Brassicaceae.